Molecule: messenger RNA, 1132 nt
Organism: Tachysurus vachellii
Lineage: Eukaryota; Metazoa; Chordata; Actinopteri; Siluriformes; Bagridae
Gene: g0s2
Product: G0/G1 switch 2
Exons: 2
Coding region: 176-511 (111 amino acids)
Source: RefSeq, a predicted model, not a curated record
UUCUUUUUUCUAAUGAAUAUUCAUGAUCAGUGGGUGUGGCUACAAAAGGCACUGGGCUUAAAUAUGGGCCGAGACAGCAGCUAGUUGUCUGUUGGUACUUGGAAAUAAUCAAGAGAGAUCAACUAAGGUUCCACUUUUGUUUCAAAUACACAACUACUGACCGAUUAAAAACAAAAUGGUGAUGAUGCAGGAGAUCGUUCCAUUUGCGAGGGAGAUGCUAAGUCUUCGACCAUCAAAGGGUGCCAUGAAGGUAUAUCUGAUUGGAGGGACCUUUGCAGUCCUGGGCAUCAUGAGUGGAGUUGUGGAAGCUGCCUGUUCACUCUUUCCAGAGCAGGAAGAAAUCACCCGUAAGACACUGAUGGAAGAGACCAUAACAGUGACGACUCAGACUCAAGAGCCUCAGACGAUCAUCCCAGAAGAUGAUGAACAGGACGCUGAGAUGGAAGACAAGGCUAAGGAACUGCCCAUGCUCAGGCAGAGGCGUAUGAGUUUCAGGGCCCAUGCCUCUUAAGAUACACACUAACACACUGCGUGUGCUGCCUGUGCACUGAGGGUUGUGUAUGUCUGACAGAGAGGAAAUGCAAAGUGCCUGUUGAGGUUGAAUGCUGUUGAACAGCUUAUGUUGGGAAUUCUGGGCGUGACCUGUUCUCAAAUGUUACUUUGUAAGUUUGUUAAGACGAUGUAAUGAUUUUCUACUGGCUGAAUAUUAUUUAUAAAGGAUGUAAUAAGUCUUUCUUAAGUGAGCUUUCUAUGAUUGCAGAUCAAUAAAUUCUAGUUUGUGCAAAACCCGGAGCAGUGUCUUAAAUGUUAUAGCCUAAAAAUCACUCUCUCACUCUCAGAUAUCCCAUAAUGCAUUCUGAUUUAUAAAAUGCCUAGGAAGAGACUUUUCCAUACAAAUAUAUAUGUAUGGAAUAUUCAUAUUGCAUUUGCAGAGCACCCAUAAACACAACCACCCAACCAACACGCUCACACGCACGCGCACGCACGCACGAGCACGCACAGGCUGACGGGUGAUACGUGUGUUAGCCAGACAAAAUGUUUUACUCACCCUCAUGUUGUUUCAAACCUGUAUACUGUAUACUAAUGUUCUACACACAAAUAAAGACUUCUAAAGUAUAUUUAUACAGCUAUA